Molecule: messenger RNA, 1305 nt
Organism: Sparassis crispa
Lineage: Eukaryota; Fungi; Basidiomycota; Agaricomycetes; Polyporales; Sparassidaceae
Product: Nuclear and cytoplasmic polyadenylated RNA-binding protein
Exons: 4
Coding region: 1-1305 (434 amino acids)
Biological process (GO): regulation of mRNA stability; nuclear-transcribed mRNA catabolic process, nonsense-mediated decay; cytoplasmic stress granule assembly
Cellular component (GO): cytoplasmic stress granule
Molecular function (GO): mRNA binding
Source: RefSeq, a predicted model, not a curated record
AUGAAUCCUAUGAGUCCGAUGGCUGCUGAGGCCCCGAGGCGUGCUCACCUCUACGUCGGGAAUCUGAGUCCCCGGGUAACAGAGUACAUGCUUACCGAGAUCUUUGCCGUGGCUGGGCCCGUGCAGCAUGUGAAGAUCAUCCCCGACCGCAACUACCAGCAUGGUGGCCUCAACUACGGCUUCGUCGAAUACAUGGACAUGCGCGCUGCGGAGACUGCCCUCCAGACGCUCAACGGACGCAAGAUCUUCGAUACCGAGAUCCGUGUCAACUGGGCGUAUCAGGGCCAGCAGAACAAGGAGGACACGAGCAGCCACUAUCACGUUUUCGUCGGCGAUCUCAGUCCCGAAGUCAACGACGAGGUGCUCGCGAAGGCCUUCAGCGCAUUCGGCACGCUCUCGGAUGCUCGUGUGAUGUGGGACAUGAACUCGGGCAAGUCGCGCGGGUACGGUUUCCUCGCCUUCCGCGAUAAAACCGACGCGGAACAGGCCAUCGCCACCAUGAACGGCGAGUGGCUGGGUUCACGCGCGAUCCGCGUCAACUGGGCCAACCAGAAGACGCAGGGCGCGCCUCCGAGUGGUGGUAUUCCCGGACGGAGCCCCCCCAGCAUGGGAGGCGGUGCACCGGCACCGAUCAACUUCCAGGGCGGCCCGCUCUCGUACGAGUCCGUCGUUCAGCAGACGCCCGCGUACAACAGCACGGUUUACGUCGGCAAUCUGGUGCCAUACUGUACGCAGGCGGACCUCAUUCCGCUCUUCCAGUCCAUCGGCUACCUCUCCGAGAUCCGCAUGCAGGCCGACCGUGGCUUUGCGUUCGUCAAGCUGGAUACGCAUGAGCAUGCUGCGAUGGCAAUCGUACAGCUGCAGGGCCAGAUGGUGCACGGACGUCCCAUCAAAUGCAGUUGGGGCAAGGACCGCGCCGAUGGCGGAACGGCUCUUUCCUCAGGCUCAUUGAGCCCUACUCCUGCUGCCGCGCCGUAUGCGAAUGUGCCAAUGUACGGCAUGCCUCAGCCUAACACUUAUGGUCAGUACCCUGGCUUCACUGGCUACGCUGGCUUCCCUGGCCAGGCGGCUGGCACUGGUGCUACUGGCGCAGCUGCGCCAGGCAUGGGCAGCCCUGGGACUACAGGAAUGGCGAUGAGCGCAGGUGCCCAGGCCGGUGUCGCCGAUCCCACCGCUGCCGCAGGGCAGGCUGCGCAGGCACAGUGGGCUGGUGCUGAUCCCAGCUCUUAUUAUUCAAAUUAUUGGGGUGGCUAUUAUGGCCAACAAGCUGCCGGCCAAGAUCCUCAGCAUCAGGGAUCUGCCUGA